Messenger RNA from Dufourea novaeangliae, 843 nucleotides. RefSeq names its product integrator complex subunit 1 homolog. Bases 1 to 843 code for a protein of 280 amino acids. NCBI's taxonomy places the organism in Eukaryota, Metazoa, Arthropoda, Insecta, Hymenoptera, Halictidae. The transcript has a single exon. The record is from RefSeq and is a predicted model, not a curated record.
AUGAUAGACAUAGUCAUACUAGACAGCAAAACGUAUAAAACCCUACAGAGCAGCACAAUACUGGACAGUUACACAGGCUCAGACCAUAAAUACCUUAUACACAAAUUCAAUAAUAACAAUGACAAUAGUAAUAACAAUGACAAUAGGUACAAUAACAAUGGUAAAAACAACAAGGGCACAAUAAACUACAGUAAAUUCUUGCAAAACUAUGACAGCAAAAUUAAUAGUAACACAAACAUAGAGUGGACGAGCAACCGUAUAGACAAGUACAUAGAAGCAAUAGAAAACGCAGUAAACGAAUCACGAAGAACACUACCAGCAACACUAAAAAAUAAACAGAAAGCACACUGGUGGAAACCAGAACUACAAACAUUAAGAAGCGACUGUCAUCAUGCGAGAAGAAGAAUGCAGAGGGCUAGAAAACAGAAAAGAAACGACUCGAUCAUAAAAAGCCUAAGAAAGGAGUACAAAGCGAGAAAAGAUAUUCUAAAAAGAGAAAUAAAAAUGGCAAAAAUAGAGUCGUGGAAGAGACUGCAGGAUAUGGUCGAAGAUUAUCCAUGGGGGAGACCAUACAAAGCAGUCUUCGCGACUUUUAAACCAAGGACACCUCCGAAUAAAUUAAACAAAGAAGAUGUGGAAAAAAUAAUAGAGGGUUUAUUCGUCACGAAACCACAGGUGGCAGGAGAUAACAGGAGAAAUUUGAACCUAGAAAGAAGAGGAAUAGACGAAUUACUAGGCAUUAGAGCAAGAGACACAAAGGAAAACAAAGAUAGGAAAACUACAAUAGAAGAACUACAAAAGAAAAACGGAAAUAAUCCUACUUACCGGCAGAAAACUAAAUAG